Molecule: messenger RNA, 1530 nt
Organism: Rhagoletis zephyria (snowberry fruit fly)
Lineage: Eukaryota; Metazoa; Arthropoda; Insecta; Diptera; Tephritidae
Source: RefSeq, a predicted model, not a curated record
AUGGCUACCUUCAAAAGUACUCCUCAAACAACGUUGCCUGCUACAAGUGAACCUCUGAGCGAAGCUGCAAAAUUUUGGAAAACACACCUCAAUCCGGCCACUGUUUACAAAGAGCUGAGCGCCAUCAAUUCGAUCGAUAUCAAUCAGAGAGGGGAAAUUCUCACUACAUCAUCAACGCGAAUUUCGCUAUAUGAAGCUGCAAACUUGCAAGUGAAAAGAUCAUUUUCUACCUCAAAUCACACUCUACUGUACAAUGGAACUUUUCGCCAGGACAACGCAAAGAUCUUUGCUUCUGGAUCAAGUGAUGGAAUCGUCCGAGUUUGGGACGUUAAAAAGAGCAAGCCGCUUCGACUUCUGGGAACCAGCGAGAAAAGCAAAUCGAAAAAGCACACUGCUGCUGUACACAGAGUCAACUUUAACGGAAUAAAUCAGCUCUUUAGUUGCGGUGAUGACAAAACCAUUAAGCUGUGGGACAUAACUGAAGACAGCGUUCUCCGGUCGUUCGGUGUUGGCAACACACACGAUGACUACAUCCGAGCAUCAUGUUUUGUUGACUGCAUGUCAUCCUUCGUAUCCGGUUCAUACGAUCAUACAGUCAAAGUGUGGGAUCACCGAGCUCCUCAAAGCUGCACCUUCCAGUUCAACCAUGGCGCGCCGGUUGAAUCGGUAACCUCUCGUGACUUUAUGGUCAUUUCAGCGGGCGAUACUACCAUCAAGAUAUUUGACUUGGUAGCAGGCAAAGUAAUGAAGUGCAUUGAGAAUGCCCAUCAUAAGACCAUCACCUGUGUGCACAAUAAAGAAAACUAUCUACUUAGUGCUUCCAUAGAUGGCUACUUGAAGGUGUUCGACAUAAAUCUAGACGUAGCCGCUUCCUUCUCCUACGUGCCUUCUCAACUCUUAUCCUGCUGCUUCAACGGCUCUUCAUUAGCUGUCGGUGCAAGUGAUGGAAUUCUUUCAGUAAAUCGAAUUAAAGGCAUUCCGAAAGCUCGCCUGCCGGCAAAUCUCCACGCUGACGAUGACGCAGCAGACGAAUUCUUUUUCGACAGUAUACCAUCUCGGAAAAAGCAGAAACUCAACGUCGGACAGGCAGUAGUGGUGAAUGCUGGUAAAAAACAAAAAAUUUUGGAAAAGCACGAAGAACUUUUACGGAAGUUUAAGCACACUACCGCUUUGAAUCGUGUGCUAAGAGUCUAUGCAAAGAAUGAGCCUCAAAUAGUAGUCAAUUUUAUGCAAGAGCUGAUCCGCCGAAGUGCACUUAAGAACGCCCUUGCCGGAAGACCAGACAACCAGCUAAAGUUCAUCAUGGCCUUCCUCACUCAGCACCUGAGUGAUCCUCGGUUCAGUCGCAUCCUCAUUGACGUCUCACUGGCACUCGUCGAAGUGUACACCACUCAGAUCAAUCGAUCCAGUGAAAUUCAGGCCGUAUUCAAGCAUCUCAGUCAGACUCUAGCCAGUGUGAUAAGUGCUCUAACGGAGAUGACUAAAAUAUCCGGGCAGUUACAACUGAUAAUAAAUUCCCAAGUGUUAUAA